AACAGAAGAAAACAGCUCUCUCUCUCUCUCUCUCACAUUGGAAGAAGAAAAGGCUAUUCUCUCUUUGCUUCUUUCUCUCCGACUCGCUGUUUCAGAAGAGAGAAAUCAGAAAAAGCUUCAAAUCCCAAACCCUAGAAGAAGAAGAAAAAGCUUUUCUUCCCAACCCUAAUGUCCCAAAUCUGAGCUGCUUUUGAUCUUCCGCUCUCAUUCGGAUGUGAGAGCGCCAGAUCCGUGAUGGCCGAUCUACCCUUCGACGGUGGCGAGGGUCCGGCGACCGCGGCGGAGCUUGGCUGCAGCAGCGGCGGCAAUGUCCGUAGCGAUGCAGUGGUGUCGAUGCUGACGCCACAGCAGCUGACGGUUUCAGGAUCGUUUAAGGGAGAUGGGAAGGGUUCGAGGCGGCGGGCGUCCAUUCGGCCGAGCUUGGACGCUGAUGAUUUCAUAAAUCUGCUGCACGGGUCGGAUCCGGUGAAGGUGGAGCUGAAUCGGCUCGAGAAUGAAGUCAGGGAUAAGGAUCGGGAAUUGGGAGAAGCGCAGGCGGAGAUUAAAGCAUUGAAGUUGUCGGAGCGGCUGAGAGAAAAGGCUGUUGAAGAGCUCACUGAAGAAUUGUCGAAGGUUGAAGAGAAACUCAAGUUGACUGAAUCUCUUCUGGAAAACAAAAACCUUGAAAUAAAGAAAAUAAAUGAUGAGAAGAAAGCAUCAAUGGCUGCCCAAUUCGCGGCAGAAGCAACUCUUCGAAGGGUUCAUGCGGCUCAAAAGGACGAUGACAUGCCACCCAUUGAAGCCAUUCUUGCACCACUGGAGGCAGAGUUAAAGCUUGCUCGGCAGGAGAUUGCAAAGCUGCAGGAUGACAACAAGGCAUUAGAUCGCCUUACCAAAUCAAAAGAAGCAGCUUUACUGGAAGCAGAAAGGACUGUUCAGAUUGCCUUGGCAAAGGCCUCAUUAGUAGAUGAUCUACAAAACAAGAACCAAGAGUUAAUGAAACAGAUCGAGAUCUGCCAGGAAGAAAACAAGAUUUUGGACAAAAUGCAUCGCCAAAAGGUUGCAGAGGUUGAAAAGCUCAGCCAAACUGUGAGAGAGCUAGAAGAAGCUGUUCUUGCAGGUGGUGCAGCUGCAAACGCUGUGAGGGAUUACCAACGGAAAGUCCAGGAGAUGAAUGAGGAGAGGAAGACCCUUGACAGAGAACUGGCUCGUGCAAAGGUUACGGCAAAUAGGGUUGCUGUAGUGGUAGCAAAUGAAUGGAAAGAUGCUAAUGAUAAAGUAAUGCCUGUAAGACAAUGGCUUGAAGAUCGCAGAUUCUUGCAGGGAGAAAUGCAGCAGCUUCGAGAUAAACUUGCUGUUGCAGAGCGUACUGCAAAAUAUGAAGCACAGUUGAAAGAAAAAUAUCAAUUGCGGCUCAAAGUGCUAGAAGAGGGGUUGAAAGCAUCUGUGAACGGUAAUAAUCGCACUACUCCUGAGGGGAGAAGUGUGAGCAAUGGCUCUUCACGUCGUCAAUCCCUGGGUGGUGCUGAGAAUGUCUCUAAAUUGACUUCAAAUGGCUUUUUAUCUAAGAGAACACCAUCCUCUCAAUUGAGAUCUUCACUGACUAGUGGAUCGAGUACAAUAUUGAAACAUGCAAAAGGGGCAUCAAAGUCAUUCGAUGGUGGCACUAGGUCAUUAGACAGGGGUAAAAUCCUCUCAAACGGGACAGGACCAAACCAUUCGCUCAACAAAUCUUCUGAGGGAACAAGAGACAGAGAGACACAUAAUACUUGGAAGGAAAACCCCGAUGAAAAGCCUAACGAAUUCUCUAGUGUUGAUACAGAGGAUACUGUCUCUGGAUUAUUGUAUGACAUGCUGCAAAAAGAGGUCAUCACUUUGAGGAAAGCUGGGCAUGAAAAAGAUCAAAGCCUUAAAGACAAGGAUGAUGCAAUUGAGAUGUUAGCAAAGAAGGUAGACACUUUGACAAAAGCGAUGGAGGUGGAGGCCAAGAAAAUGAGGAGAGAAGUAGCUGCCAUGGAGAAGGAGGUAGCUGCCAUGCGUAUCGACAAAGAGCAUGAAAAUAGGGUUAAGCGGUUUGGAAGUUCCAAGGGUCCUAUGAAUAGUUCCCAACUGCUUCCUGGGAGAAGUGUAUCACGAAGCGGGUCGAUGCGGAGCCUCCAAUGACAUGAAACUCCGUUGCAAGCCAGUAAGGACUAUCCACAGAGGCUUCAUUUCUUUCGUUUUCUUCAUUAAUUUUAUGAUGAUAACUGGUGGGCUGACAACCUCGCGAUCAUGGAGUUUGGGAAAACAAGAUCUGGAGGGAGAUACGGUCCACAUCUGACUUGACUGGUUGUAUUGAAGUUAGCAAGAAAAGGACAACAACGUUGGCUAACCUUUGGGCAGUUUUUUUUUUUUUUGGAAAUUGUGCUUGCUUGGUUGUAUAGGAUGGUUAGGAUUCGCUAUUCUAAUUUGUAAUUUGCAGUAGUGUGAUGGUUGUUGAAUUCUCAAGGUUGUGAAUAUUUUUGUAAUCAGAUCAGUGGUGGUUUCAUGCC
Messenger RNA from Magnolia sinica, 2510 nucleotides. RefSeq names its product microtubule-associated protein 70-1-like. Gene Ontology annotation, molecular function: microtubule binding. The record is from RefSeq and is a predicted model, not a curated record. The transcript is spliced from 11 exons. NCBI's taxonomy places the organism in Eukaryota, Viridiplantae, Streptophyta, Magnoliopsida, Magnoliales, Magnoliaceae. Gene Ontology annotation, biological process: cytoskeleton organization. The coding region runs from base 235 to 2142 and encodes 635 amino acids.